UAUAUUCCGCGCUUCCGUUUCCGGUAAAUUCCAAACACAUGAACACGAGCACUGUGCAAGUGGAGAUACCCUGCCAAUUGAUAUGCAGAAAUAAACAUUUUCAAGGCUUAUUGCAAUCAGUCCGUCUGUACACCACCGUGUCCGCUGUGUGACCAGCAUCAUGUCUGCAACUCGUACAAUUACAUCAUCUGUGGCCAAGGACAGGGUCAUUUCCAAGUUCCCUCAAGCCUUCCAUCCAGAUGCAACGCCGUAUCAGAAGAUGAACUUCCACCCCAAGGUGAAAGCAGCGUGUACAGAAAACAAGACAGGAAGAGUUGGGUUAAAGAUAUCCAAGGCAGUGCUGGUGGGAGAUGUAGCUGUGGGGAAGACCUGUCUCGUCAACAGGUUCUGCCACGAUGUGUUUGACCGAGACUACAAGGCUACGAUCGGGGUCGACUUUGAAGUGGAGAAGUUCAGCAUUUUGUCCACACCCUUCACCUUACAGAUAUGGGACACAGCAGGCCAGGAGAGGUUCAAGUGUAUAGCAGCUUCCUACUACAGGGGAGCUAACAUUGUGAUCGUUGCGUUUGACCUGUCUGACGAGGCGUCGUUACGGAGUGUUCCCAAGUGGAUGGACGAGGCUUGUGAGAAUGCAGCUGACCCAAUCAAAUGUCUGGUUGGAACUAAGAAAGAUCUGAUGUCUCCGGCAGGGUACAUCGAUAUUGAGUUCCGUGCUAUUGCGCUGGCCAAUCAGUUAGGUGCUGAGUUCUGGGCAGUUUCCUCCAAGACAGGUGAGAAUGUUCGAGACUUUGUCUUCAGAGCAGUGUCUUUGGCCUUUGACAGUGCUCUGCUUAAAGAAGUCGAUACCUCUGCCACAUCACCCACAAAGCAAAUAGGAAAUGACUUGAUAAAUGUACAGCGGGAAAAUACAGACAUGUUCGAACGGCGGAAAAAGAAGAUGAACUGCUGCUAGUGAUGAUGGCGAUGGGACGAAGGCGGGAUGUAUAUUUCCUGCUGAUAGUUUGCUGGUGCUUGAACAGUGUGCUGUGGUAGACAAUGCAUACUUACAUAAACAAAAGUGGCAUCACACUUUAUGACCAAAACACUUCAGUCAGAACAGUCUAAUGUUUCAUUAAUGGUUAAUAUGCAGAUUGUAGAAGCACAUUUGAGUUGUGUCCCUUAGCCUUGGGUUGGACCGUGAUGAUAUGGUUCUGAGAUUCCAGUCAGUAAUGCAGCAUCAUGUCGGUACAUAUUGCUGUCUGGGGUUGGACCGUGAUGAUAUGGUUCUGAGAUUCCAGUCAGUAAUGCAGCAUCAUGUCGGUACAUAUUGCUGUCUGGGGUUGGACCGUGAUGAUAUGGUUCUGAGAUUCCAGUCAGUAAUGCAGCAUCAUGUCGGUACAUAUUGCUGUCUGGGUCUGGAGACGCUCAUGCUGACUGGCCUGGUUCAGGAUGCAUGGAUUUAGACUUCCAGUGAUGGCCAUAUUAGACCAGUCUCACUUACAAGCCUCCUUACAGAGUGAGUGAUUCUUCUGGUCAUGUUCUUUUCAGGGCCCCAUUCCUCAAAGCGAUUAUAACACUAUAAUAGUUGUAAAUCACUACAAUCCAAUUGUAACUUUAACUUACAAUCACUCCACCGUUCUUCAAAGCAAUGGUAAGUUACAAUAGUUGUAAGUUACAAUCAAUUCCGUAAGUUGCUAAUGACCGUCUGUAACUUACUUAUGAUCGAUUGUUGUGUUGGAACAAGAUGGCGGCGUUUGUUGUAAUUCAUAAACAAAGGAGACAGAAAUUUGGCCCUAAGAGGAUAUUUCACGACCGUAGUCGUGUUCUUGAUGUUUACAAUGAUGCUGAAAUAUUUUCAAGGUACAGAAUGACGAGGGCUUCCAUUCUGAAACUGGUAAGCAUGCUAGAAACUGGGUUGUCCUCGGACACUCAGCGUUUACAUGCACUAUCUGUAGAAAGCAAGGUUUUAAUUACUUUGCGAUAUCUUGCUAAGGGUGGGUUUUUCUGCAAGCUUGGAGAUAUCCAUGGCACCGCUAAGUCAAGUGUAUGUAGGGUGAUUCACCCAACGAUUAGAGGAAGAAUUGACGUCUUGAACAACAUACAUUUUCCUACUGUCGAAACAGCACCUCAUAUCAUGAUGGGCUUUUAUGAGAUCAGUGGCUUUCCUAAAGUGUUUGGAUGUGUUGAUGGAACUCUUAUACCGAUCAAGCGUCCCCCCAUCGACGUCGUGAAAGGGAAAGCAACACUCACCAACUGGAAGUAAUGUAAACGCAUUAUUUCUAACUUUUGCACAGAAGAUCACGAUUGUAAUUUACAAUCGAAAGAUUUACAUUCACGAUACUUACAAUUCCCUUACAAUAACUUUUAGGAACGACAAUAAAUUGCUAUUUACGAUAAUUGGAAAGUUGAUCGUAAGGGUCUUACAACUGAUAGUAGCAAUGAUCGCUUUGAGGAACGGGGCCCUGAAUGUCAAAGUAG
Molecule: messenger RNA, 2457 nt
Organism: Haliotis rubra (blacklip abalone)
Lineage: Eukaryota; Metazoa; Mollusca; Gastropoda; Lepetellida; Haliotidae
Product: ras-related protein Rab-34-like
Exons: 10
Coding region: 161-952 (263 amino acids)
Molecular function (GO): GTP binding; GTPase activity
Source: RefSeq, a predicted model, not a curated record